Messenger RNA from Thamnophis elegans (Western terrestrial garter snake), 4160 nucleotides. RefSeq names its product tubulin gamma complex associated protein 4 (gene TUBGCP4). NCBI's taxonomy places the organism in Eukaryota, Metazoa, Chordata, Lepidosauria, Squamata, Natricidae. The coding region runs from base 255 to 2396 and encodes 713 amino acids. Gene Ontology annotation, biological process: mitotic cell cycle; cytoplasmic microtubule organization; spindle assembly. The transcript has 17 exons. Gene Ontology annotation, cellular component: centrosome; gamma-tubulin complex; spindle pole. Gene Ontology annotation, molecular function: gamma-tubulin binding; microtubule minus-end binding. The record is from RefSeq and is a predicted model, not a curated record.
CCAACGAAGCAGCUCUGACAGGGCGGCCGGAGGGAGGGGCUGCAGCUCCUAAAGAGGCAGCCGAGCUAAGUGCCUGAAGGACCCCAUCCGUCACCAGGACUCCAGGCGACUGAGCGGGCGGCGGGCGGGGCUUCGGCCGGUCUCCUCGGUAGACGACGGGCUUCGCAGGGGCCGACUCUGCCCCGAGGAGCCCGGGGGCGUCGUUGGGGCGACUGCGAAGAGGGGCUGAGGCCCAGUCCCCACGCGGGGCCGCCAUGAUCCACGAGCUGCUGCUGGCGCUGCGCGGCUACCCGGGCGGCCUCUUUGUGGGCGGCGGCCUGCAGGUGUCCCCGGAGCCUCCGCCGUUCCUGCACCCGAGCGAGGCCGCCCUCCUGGCCCGCGUCUGCCGCCUGGGCGCGCUCUACGUCCGCCUGCACGAGUUCAUCGAGCAGUUCGCCGAGCACGCCCUGCCGCCGCCGCUUCCGCCGCCCGCCGCCCCGCCGCAGGAGGUGCUGGCCUCUCCGCCCGGGAUCUACCUGCGCGCCUUCUGCACCGGCCUGGACGCCGUGCUGCAGCCCUACCGGCAGGCGCUGUUGGGCCUGGAGCAGGAGUUUCUGGCUGAUCCUCAUCUUACCAUCUCAUACGUCAACUAUUCUCUGGACCAGUUUCAGCUCUUGUUCCCCUCAUUGAUGACUGUAGUAGAGCAGAUAAAGAUCCAGAAGAUUCACGGUUGUCAGAUCUUGGAGACAGUCUACAAAUACAGCCGUGGUGGCUUGCCGCCGGUGCGUCAUGCUUUGGAGAAGGUUUUGGCCAUGUGCCAUGCCGUUCUCUACAAACAACUCUCUGCCUGGAUGUUGCACGGGUUGCUCUUGGACCAGCAUGAGGAAUUCUUCAUCAGGCAGGGCCCCUCCCUGGGGCUCACCCCGGCCCAGCCAGAAGAAGACGACGAUGAUCUGGGCAUUGGAGGACUCACAGGGAAGCAGCUGCGAGAACUGCAAGAUAUGAGGCUAAUUGAGGAAGAGAACAUGUUGGCCCCUUCUCCAAAACAGUUCUCUCUGCGGAUGGAGAUGCUGCCUUCCUACAUUCCAGCUCGUGUCGCUGAAAAAAUCCUCUUUGUAGGGGAAUCUGUGCAGAUGUUUGAGAGUCAGAAUGUGACUCUUACCAAAAAAGGCUCCAUCCUGAAGAACCAGGAGGAGACUUUUGCUGCUGAGCUGCAUCGUCUCAAGCAGCAGCCCCUCUUCAAUCUGAUGGACUUUGAAUCUGUGAUUGACUGGAUCCGGAGCACUGUGGCUGAGCACUUGUGGAAGCUGAUGGUGGAAGAGUCUGACUUGAUAGGCCAGUUGAAGGUCAUUAAAGAUUUUUACCUCUUGGGGAGAGGAGAAUUGUUUCAGGCCUUUAUUGAUACCGCACAGCACAUGCUAAAGACACCACCAUCCGCAGUGACUGAGCAUGAUGUGAAUGUGGCAUUCCAGCAAUCAGCCCACAAAGUGCUCUUGGAUGACGACAACCUCCUGCCCUUUCUUCACCUGACCAUCCAUUACCAUGGAAAGGAACCCCGAGACCCUUCCCAGAACCGGGAAAUUUCUUCUCGAGAACUAUCUCCCCAUGAGUCCCCCACAUCCGGCUGGGCUGCCUUGGGGCUCUCCUACCAAGUUCAGUGGCCUUUGCACAUCCUCUUCACACCCGCUGUCCUGGAGAAGUACAACGUGGUCUUCAAAUACCUGCUGAGUGUGAGGCGUGUCCAGGCCGAGCUGCAGCACUGCUGGGCUCUGCAGAUGCGGUGCAAGUGCCUGGAAUCCAGGCGGACGGAUGCCAUCAAGUGGCGGCUACGCCAUCACAUGACUUUCCUUGUGGACAAUUUGCAAUAUUACCUGCAAGUGGAUGUCCUCGAGUCUCAGUUCUCACAGCUCCUUCAGCAGAUCAACUCCACCCGUGAUUUUGAGAGUAUCCGAUUGGCCCACGAUCACUUUUUGAGCAACCUCCUGGCCCAGUCCUUCAUUCUCUUGAAACCGGCUUUUCACUGCCUGAAUGAAAUUUUAGAUCUCUGCCAUAGUUUUUGUUCAUUGGUCAGCCAGAACCGAGGGCCCCUGGAUGAACGGGGUACAGCCCAGCUGAGCAUCCUAGCUAAGAGUCGUCCUUCAUUUGGACCCGGCCUUCCUACCAAAAAUCAACACGUUGUUCCACAGGGCUCAGGAGCUCAUCCUUCCGGAUUUCUGUCCCCGCCCUUCCCAUCCGCAGGAACGCCAGUGGCACCACCUGGAUGUGCGCAGGACUCUUCGACGCUAUGUGAAGUGUACUGGGACCUUCAGACGGUCGGAAGCACUUUUUGUAUCCUUUCAACCAUCAUCCAUGGGGCAAAAGGUGUCUUCCCAUACCAUCAGCCGAUGGUUAAAGGCGUGCAUUGCUCUUGCUUAUGACAGCCAAUAUCGACCGGUUCCCAGGCGCAUUACUCCUCAUUCUACCAGAAAUGCAGCUACCACAGCAGCCUGGGCUACGCAAGCCUCAGUGGAAGAAAUUUGCAGGGCGACUACUUGGUCGUUGCCAUCACCAUUAUUCGACAUUACAAGGUUGACGUGUUUGCCUCGGCUGAGGCUUCUUUUGGGCGGCAAGUGUUGCAAAGGGUGAUUUCUUCUCCGGGGCACCCUGACCAGCCUAGCUCCCGCCCUGACACUUAAUUGCUUUGGCAUGUCCCAUGCUUGGAUUCCACAAGCAGCACACAGGAGAAUGACCGUUGACUUACCUGAAUGGUCCUUCUAUGUGUGCUGCGAGGGGAAUCCAAACCUGCCCGCAGUUUCGGCUGGCCAGGGCUAUCUCAUGACUCGAUGACUGAUCCUUAUCUGUUUCCUGACUUGACUUUACUCUGGACGUGACUGUUAAGACUUCUUUUGGCUACGGCCAUCAUUGACAUUGCUACACAUCAUUAACCGGCUGACUUCGUACAAAACUGACCCAUCCAGUCAGAGGAGGCGUGGUCAACAUUUACAUAACUCAGUCUCUAGGAUAAUGGACAAAGUUAACCCAUGCUUAGAUUCCCCUUGCAGCACACAUAGAAGGACCGUUCAGGUAAGUCAACAGUCGAUUUGCACACAUGCUCUUUAGAGACAUUUUUCAUUUUGAAAAGAGGGUGGUCCUUGCUCAGCCCACCUCCCCAUUUAAGGCUAACUCCAUGCCCCUCCCCCCCGGUAAAAGAUCCCCUUUUCAGGUGAGUCUUUCCUGAGGCACCAAGGGAGCUUGUCAGAGGGUGGCCCAAUCCAGCUCUCCUACACAAGGGAUGGGUCGGUGGAAUUGAUCAGCCCUGGUGCAGCCAUCGGCAGAUUCGGUGAGGAUGAAAAUCCUCUGCUCCCCUCCUGUUUCCAGCCCAGGGCUGGGAGAAGCAGCUCUCCCUUAGAAACCGGGCCCACGGACUUCAGAUCAAGCGGGAGGACAGUCUGGUUUGGGAGCACUCCCUGCUUACAGCUACAGGUAGCCCUUGACCUACAACCAUCCAGACAGUGACCGCCCUUGAAGCUCCACCAUCCCAGCAAUCCCAUAAUCUGAAUCUGGGUGCUUGGCAAUUUUUUCACACUUACAACUAAUUGCCAUGCCCCAUGAGCUGCUGUUUGCAGCUUUUCUAUAGAAAUUCCACAGGGAAGCCCGGGGGGAGAAGGUUGAAUGUUGCUGGAGUUAGCCUUCCUGGCCUACGCACCCUCCCCCAGCUCACACCAUGGUGGCCACUCACCCACCUCCUAGCACCCUCCUCACACCUUUCAUGAAACCCCUUGCAACAUCCCCAACCCUUCCUUCAUUCAGCAAUAGCCACUUACAGACCUGUAGGCCUGCGAGUUGCUACUUCCUGCUGGCUUCCCCACUGAUUUUGGUUGUGGGCAGCUAGCAGGAAAUUGCCUUAGCUAACAACAGUGGGAUUCAGUUGACAACAGCAACCAGGACUGCAAGGAUUGCUACCACAUUUUACAACCGCUUCACUUAGUGAUGGAAAUUCUAACCCGUUGCUAUCAUAAGUCAAGGACUGCUGUAUUGCAAAGCCCAGGUCAGUAGAGAAAGGAUGGAAAGGGUCAUUCACUCAUAGGAUUAUUAAUGAGCCUAAUCAUCCUGAGAUGCUGUUCCACACUUCUGGAAGCAACAGAUAACCUGUGCUCUUGACUAACAGCAAAGAGAUGUCCUUAGGCAGUCCCUUACUUGCU